This is a messenger RNA of Ananas comosus (pineapple), 601 nucleotides long. Its product is annotated as protein SRC1. Lineage: Eukaryota; Viridiplantae; Streptophyta; Magnoliopsida; Poales; Bromeliaceae. The record is from RefSeq and is a predicted model, not a curated record. Gene Ontology annotation, molecular function: metal ion binding. The coding region runs from base 101 to 376 and encodes 91 amino acids. The transcript has 2 exons.
AGGGAAUGAAUCAGGCCAUCACAGUACACGUUCUAUACCAUACCACAUUGGCAUUGCAUUAGAAUAGAAGAGAGAGAGAGAGAGAGAGAGAGUUGGGAAAAUGUCGGGUAUAAUUCACAAGAUUGAGGAGAAGCUCCACAUGGGGGGAGGGGGAGAGCACAAAAAAGAGGAGGAGAAGCACAAGCAAGAGCACGCCAAGGCGGAGGAGCACAAGAAGGAAGGGGAGAAGCACCAUGCAGGAGGGCCUGUUGAGAAGGUCAAGGACAAGACCCACGGCGAAGAGCACGGGGAGAAGAAGGAUAAGAAGAAGAAGAAGGAUAAGAAGGAGAAGAAGCACGGCGACGGCCAUAGCAGCAGCAGCAGCGACAGCGACUAGAUCACUCGCUCCAAAUGAUCACAAAGGGCUAGAUGGUGGAGACUGAAGCUAUUAGUAGUGCUUGUGACUGCAUGAGAGAGAUACCAAUGUUUACUUCUGCUAUGCUAUCCCCCUAAUGUACUAAAUAAUAAAAAUAUUUUAGUGUCCUAAUAUAUUCCUAGAGUUGGCUUUGUUGUUAUGAUAUGUACUAAAUAAUAAAAAUAAUAUUUUAGUGUCCUUCUAAUA